This is a messenger RNA of Penicillium manginii, 7416 nucleotides long. RefSeq names its product 1-phosphatidylinositol-3-phosphate 5-kinase FAB1. Bases 1 to 7416 code for a protein of 2471 amino acids. Gene Ontology annotation, cellular component: fungal-type vacuole membrane; endosome membrane. The transcript is spliced from 3 exons. The record is from RefSeq and is a predicted model, not a curated record. NCBI's taxonomy places the organism in Eukaryota, Fungi, Ascomycota, Eurotiomycetes, Eurotiales, Aspergillaceae. Gene Ontology annotation, molecular function: metal ion binding; 1-phosphatidylinositol-3-phosphate 5-kinase activity; ATP binding. Gene Ontology annotation, biological process: phosphatidylinositol phosphate biosynthetic process.
AUGGAGCAUAAAUCGCCUCGAUCGCCAAGCCCCUCCGCGUCGUCUGGGCUUCUUAGACUCGGCCGACGCGGGUCCAAAGCCUCACUGGCGACUACACGGACCGAACGAGAAAAUAAAGAUGCAGCUUUAGACCAGAUCCACAACGCUGCGUGUCAGUCCGACUCACUGACACAUUUCAACGACUUCACCAGUCCUCCGACCCCGGUAUCAGCACAAGAUGACAAAGGCCUGUCAGAGGAACUACAGGGAGGAUUGAGUGGGCUCUAUACUCGGUUCAGAACAUCUGUUGGUGGUAUGAGAGAUAUCGUUAGUGGUGGGACAAGGCCGACGGACAAAAAUGCGGUAGAGAGCCCCCCUAGUGAAAAGCCCGGCCCCAGAACGCUCGAUGACAAACAUGGCCAAGAGUCUACCCCACCCACCAAUAAUGGCAAGAACUCCAAGAUAUCUUCCAAGAGCGCCAGCAUAUCUUCUAAGGCAUCUAUUCCCCCGUCGCCGGGUAUCAAAGGCAAUGUUGCGCCUUUGACCAAGUCCGGCAACGGCUCCACUGCAGUUGAUCCCACCAUCAUACAGCUCCAUGCAAAUGCUGUAGGAUCGGACCGCCGCUCUCGAAGUAGCUCUGUUAAUGUUCCUUCGCAUGGUCUUAAAAAUGCCGAGUCAGCAAGCGUUGGAAGUAGAGACGGCCCCGUCGAUCUGUCCUUGAGCCAAUCUUCUUCAGUGCUAAGCCAAAUUCACCCACACUCACCCGUUUUAUCGACAAAGACACACGAGAGCAUCCAUGAAGACCACGAUUCGGUAAAAGCUGGUGGACCGGCCAUGCCAGCAAGUCAAGUCUCGGGAGUCCAUGCCAGGAAGUCAUCUGCAUCUGCUGAUCCCCCGAGGCUUCCAGAGAGCAUGUCUCAGUCUGUUUUAUCACGAAGUUCAAAACAAUCUGACCCUCUCAAAGAAACGGCUUUUCAAGCUCAAGAAGUCAGAUCAAAUUCUCGAAUGUCUUUCAAUCAAGACGAACCAGAAAUCGUCGCACCCACGCUCGCAAAUGCCCACUCUAAACUCACUCCUCAAGAUGGUGAAUCAUUUCGUACAGACCCUUCCGCUGAGAAUGUCGGCCAUAUACAUCGCGAGGAAACAGGGAAGAAAUUGCCAUCGGAAGCUCCUGGCUUAACUAUGCCCAGCGACAAAGCCAAGCCAACCGCAGUCAACACCAAGAAUAGACUCCCUGGGUAUGUGAUGUCUCGAGCUUCCACAGCAGAGUCGGCAACCACGGUUUCUUCCUUGCCUCCUAUUAAUACGGCCGUACCACGAGUACUAGUCCCGCUAGAUAGCCGGGCCGCAGCACCUGGCUCCGAUGGUGUCAUAUCGCAGCUACGAAGCAGAUUAAUGAGCAGAGACUUUUGGAUGCGCGAUGAAAACGCGAAGGACUGUUUUCAUUGCGGUGAACCUUUUACAACAUUUCGCAGGAAACAUCAUUGCCGUACUUGCGGCCAGAUUUUCGACUCAAAGUGCACACUUUUGAUCCCCGGUACUCAAUUUGGACAGCCUGGAUCCAUUCGAGUUUGCAAGCCUUGUGAACGAAUGAUAAAUGCCCACGAAGAUGAUUCUUCUGAUUUUUCAGAUAGCGAGCAGAGCCCCGUUCUUAUGAACCCCCGGAUCUCUGAGCUCAGCUGGGGCAGUGCCCGUCCCUCUAUCGACGACGACGAUACUGCGUCUGUCAUAUCACAAUCGAUCGACCACGUGCUCAGAACCCCAACUAUGGCUAUUCCAGCCACACGACGUGCAGGCGAGGGACAUAAUCGCCGAUCGGCAGUGCUUGAAAUUAACCCCGAACGUUCUUUGGCACGGCCGACAUCUUCCAGGUCCCUUAGAUCCUCCUUGGGAACUAGGCCCCAUUCGAUCAGUCAUAAGCGCCACCACUCUCGCCAACAAUACAUUCGGAGCUUCAAGCCUUACCAUGACGAUCGAGCGCCAUUCCAGCGUCGCCACAUUGAUGAUCUGAGCACGGAGUCUCGCCUUCCCGCUUUCCAUAAAGACAAUAUCAUCGAUCCCGACCUUGCUCAAUACCUCUCGGAUGACGCAUCAAGUGGUGACGAACAGCCCAGUCUUUUGUCCGCUGUAACAGAUGCCAACCUGUCUAAAAGUGGUGGUGAUAGCGAAAAGGCCACCUUUGGUGGACUUCUUGCAGCUAUGAAAAAGGGCCGGUCGGCCUUUGGAGAGCGCGGUAUCCCGAGCAUCGCCCAACCCACUCGUGAUGCAGAUGAUGCCAGUAUUAGCAGCUCUAGAGCGGUGAAUUUGCCUCGUUCCUCACGCCGUCGAAACUUAAGCGUUGCUAGCAGCGUCCACCAACGCCAGUCUCCCCGAGCCUCCAAAGACAGCAUGUUUCCACAGGAUACAUUUGCCCCGCCUGUUCCAUUCCCUGUCAAGUUAAGAGAAGCUGGUUUCAAAAUGACCAGAAGCUCAUCGAUGAGGGGAGUCGGGGCCCCACCAGUGGAACUGAACAAGGCUAGCUUGGAGCACGUUCGUAAGCUCCUGCGCCAGCUUCUGAUUGCGGCCUCCGUCCCGAAUGAGGAGAGUUGGGAGAAUGCUCUGGUACCAAUUUUACUCAAGACAGCUGAUGAGGUGGACCCAGAUGUGCAGCGUGGAGAUGAUAUGGAUAUUCGCCAUUACAUCAAAUUGAAAAAGAUACCAGGCGGGAGGCCGGGAGACACUUCUUAUGUUUCAGGGCUAGUUUUCACGAAGAACCUAGCUCUGAAAAGCAUGCCCCGAAGUAUCCCAUGUCCAAACAUACUGAUUCUCACAUUCCCACUGGAGUAUGCUCGCCAGCAGCAACAUUUCAUGAGCCUUGAGCCUGUCAUUCGACAGGAACGUGAAUUCUUGGAAAACCUUGUCAGUCGGAUUGCAGCACUGAGGCCAAACUUACUACUCGUUCAGAACAACGUCUCUGGCCUAGCUCUCGUUCUUCUUGAGAAACAUCGCAUCGCGACCGCCUACAACGUGAAACCUUCCGUCCUCGAAGCUGUGUCAAGAUGUACUCAAACUAGAAUUGUGACUUCCAUGGACAAACUCUUGACCACCGAACUGCGUAGUGACUGCAGCAGUUUUGAUGUCAAAACAUACGUUCACUCGGGCAGGAAGAAAACAUACAUGUACAUUUCCGGCUGUCCGAAAGAACUAGGGUGCACAAUUGUUCUCCGGGGUGCCGAUGAGAAUGUUUUAGCCCAAGUCAAACAAAUUACCGAGUUCAUGGUUUAUGUUGUCUAUAAUCUGCGCCUUGAGACAUGUCUGAUGCGAGAUGAAUUUGCAAAGAUACCAGCCUCACCGACGGAGAACGUCAAUGUCGCACCUCAUACGGAGCAGAAAGCCAAACCCGAUAUUGAAGGCAACAACGAAAGUGACCCGGCUUUGGCAGGACUGGAGUCUUCACAAACAACCGACAAAUCGCGCGAAGAACCAGAGAAUCAGAAAUUGGCCGCUACUGAGACGAUCGAAGUCCCCGACAAUGUUCCAAUGCCAACGUACUAUGACGAUCUCGUCCAGGAUUACGAAACGAAGAUUCUGUCUACUUCUCCUUUCGUCAAAUUCGAACCGCCGUACUUGCUGAUGCGUACCAGAGAAAUGGAACGAAGAUUGGCAUAUCUGAAAGGUCUUCGAGACAACAAUGAGUCCACAGGGGAUAAUGCAGAUGAGAAAGCAAAGCCACAGAAAUUCAUACUUAUUACACCUGAAAUGGUCCAUGAAUCACCGCGUGAUGCACCGACGAAGGUCAAGGAAGUGUUGCGUGCAGCGCAUGACGCAGAAUACGACAGAGUCUUCUACCAUUACCAAACUCAGAAACGACAGUGGGAAGCCUAUGUGGCGGGCAAUUCGACCAUGUUUGACCCGUAUUCUCAUCAAAACAUUGUCGUGCUCUACAGCCUUGUUUGCACGGCAACAUCGGUCCCAUGUGUCGGGCCAGAUGUAUUCGCUCUGGAGUUCUACAAUGAACAUGGAGAUGACGCCAUGUAUGAAGAAGAUUGCACACUUGGACGUUUUGUGCAGGCGCUCUGUGGAUCAGCGAACCAUGUUUGUGGUGUGAAUGGCUGUGAGAAGCUCAUGUUCGAGCAUCAUCGCCAAUACGUUCAUGGUGACGCCCAACUGAGUGUAAUGCUGCAGCCCCAUGCCUCCAAACUCCGAGGACUACAAGACACAGUCCUGAUGUGGAGUGUUUGCAAAAUCUGCGGACAUGAGACUCAAACUACCUUGAUGUCGGAAAGUACUUUCAAAUAUUCUUUCGGUAAAUACCUGGAGCUCUCGUUCUGGGGAAGAAAUUUGCACGCACGCGCCGGUGUUUGUCCGCACGAUCUCCAGAGAGACCACCUCCGCUACUUUGGCUUCAAAGAUGUUGCUGUGCGCAUUCAGUACGAUAAAAUUCAUCUCCUCGAGAUCAUUGUUCCACGGCCUCGAGUCACCUGGAAAGUGGACAAUGAUUUGAAGCUGCGAAAUGAGGUUUAUACACGUAUGGAGCAACGACUGAGCAAGUACAUGACUUCAGUUGUCGCGCGUCUGAAGGGAAUUAAUGUCGAGAGCGUCGUUCCCGAGUUGUUAGAUGCCAGCAAAAAAGAGAUAGAUGACUUGAUCAAAAAGGCCCACGAAGAUCACGCUGUCUUGGUACGACAAUUGCAAGACAAAUACAACAGUUCACGCUACUGGGAGGUCAUCCCUUUGAAUGAGGUAUUCCGUGCGGUUCAGGAAAAGGUUGUUGAAUGGGACACCAUCUUCGCAGACUUUGAACGAAAUUUCUUCCCAUCGGAGAAAGAUAUCAAACGAAUGGCGACUUUACAACUCAAGAAGAUCUUCCUCGAUAAGGAUGCAACAGAGGUCACGGAUGACCCCUUGCACACGCCGACUGAUGUGGAGGACGACAGUACCACGGAGAACGAAAAACCAAGAUUCACGCGCCGUAUGACUCUUUCUCCUGAAAAGGCUCAAGAUGUUUUGGUUUCUGUGGUUGAGGAGCAUGCUGGGAAAAAACACAGAGAUAUUUCCCAGGCAGUAGAUACACCUCCAUUGCUCACCCCAAGCGAGGGAACGAUGUCGACCAUUGAUGCUGAGGUCAGUAAACAAGCUUCCCCGCAAGACGAACCUGCUUCACAAGAGGAAGUCCGCCAUCUCGACCUAGCUGUUCCAAGUGGUCACUCUGAAAGGUCGCCAUCGGGCGCGGCUUCUUCUCCAAAUCUGCAUCUGUCUAGCCCCGAUGCACCGGCAGAGUCCAUCGAAGCCAAACCCAGAAACGAUUGUACCGAGUUGUCCGGUCCAGAGGCAAUUGAUUGCUCCGCUCCGGCAGAUGAUGCGAGGAAGGACGAAACCUCGCCUGAUCUACCCGCCACGCCGCCUAAUAAACCUUCAGCUAUCCCAAGACUCACUGAAGGCGCUUUCCGACGAUCUAGUAAAGCUCGCUCCCCUCCUUUACUUCGCACUCAAUCACAGCCAGCCCACCUUGUUCGAGACAGAUCCUUUGGAGGGAAGACAAGUCCAUUGAAUUUGAAUGAUGCUAGCAACUCACGAGGCGAGCCUGCCAAAGCAUCUGACAAGAAGUUGACAGAUCGUUUGGGGUUGUCCGCGCUCAAGAAUACUCGUUUCGCCUCGGGGCACUCUCUCAUUCCACGCUCAACACCGAAACGUGGCAGUACCCAUGUAUCAACCCUUGCCAAGCAUUUUGAGCAACUAAGCCGUGAAUUCGAGAUGGAACGACAGCGCGAGAGGCGACAGAGGGCUAGUGGUGCUCAAUCUCGCGCUUUCCCGCUAGCAUCUUCGAAGCCCAUCGUGGAGGUUUAUCGGAACGUCCGAGAGGCCGUGGAAGAGCGUGAACCCCCGGUUGACGGAGAAGAGUCCAUGUCAUCAGCGCCGAGACACUCGAUGGAUGACUCUAGCCGGAGAAGCGAUGAAUUUAUGGAUCAGGCAGACCAACAGCCGUCGGCAGAGCCCUUGUCAGAGUCCCCGACCGAGUCCUUUGGACCAGGAAGAAUUGUUCGAUCCGAUUCUCAGCCCAUGUCAGAAGGUGAGCCUGAGGACAAUGCUAGCGAUGAGGAUCAAGGCACGACAGAAGGGCUCCACCCUGUUGAUUCUCAUGACGAGGUCAAGCUUCCCGAUGACGAUUCCAUCGAAUACAAGGAUCUUGCAAAGCAUGAACGCACAACACUCCUCAAAAUGUUAACAAAUUUCUGGUCUGAGCGAUCUGCCAGCGGAUGGACAGCUCUUGAGUAUCCUCUCACGGUCAUGGACCACGUUUUUGCAGACUGUGACAUUAUCGUACGAGAGGAUGAGCCCAGCUCCUUGAUUUCUUUUGCAUUGGAUUCAUCCGACUAUAAAGAGAAGCUUCUGAGUAUCCAGCAGCGUUAUGACGAAAAGGAAGAAUAUCAAGAGGAGCCCGAUAGCGGGCCAGAAGCCCUAGAAGAAUCUCGAGUUGAACAUGCCCUCUUGCGAGCAACUGGCACCCACCUCAAAUACCAGUUUCAAGAAGGCCAGGCCAAGAUGCUUUGCAAAGUGUUCUAUGCCGAACAAUUCGAUGCCCUGCGCAAAAAAUGCGGUGUUGCUGAUCGAAUUGUGGAAUCGCUUUCUCGGUGCGCCAAGUGGGAUUCGAAGGGUGGCAAGACUAAAUCACUGUUCCUCAAGACUUUGGACGAUCGAUUCAUCCUCAAGUCUCUGUCUCCAAUUGAGACCCAGGCCUUCCUGAAAUUCGCCCCUGCCUACUUCCAAAUCAUGUCUGAGGCGUUGUUCCAUGAGCUGCCGUCUGCGAUUGCCAAGAUGUUCGGUUUCUACCAGGUCAUCAUCAAGAACCCAUCUACAGGAACAGAAUUCAAUUGGUUCCUGUUAUUAAUGGAGAACUUGUUCUACGACCGCGUACCUAAUCGGAUUUUCGAUCUGAAAGGGUCGAUGCGCAAUCGCAAGGUACAAAGUACUGGUGAGCGCGACGAGGUCUUGCUCGACGAGAACAUGGUCGAUUUCAUUUACGAGACUCCAUUAUUUGCACGAGAGCAUUCGAAGAAGCUGCUUGGUCAAAGCGUAUGGAACGACACACUUUUUCUUGGUCGACAAGACGUCAUGGACUAUUCGCUCAUGAUCGCGAUUGACGACAAGCGCAGCGAGCUGGUGGUGGGGAUUAUUGACUGUAUCCGUACCUACACCUGGGAUAAGAAACUCGAGUCUUGGAUUAAAGAUCGCGGCUUUGCUGGUAGCAGUCGCAAUCGCCCUACCGUUACGAGUCCCAAGGAGUACAAGGGUCGAUUCCGAGAGGCGAUGGCCAGAUACGUACUUCAAGCUCCAAGUUGCUGGCACCAAUUUCAACCUAGUGCAAUGUACCGACAUCCCCAUGGCGAUCACCAACAAAGUCAUCUCACGGAGUUUGAAGCCUUCGAUGGCAGUGGGGAAGCUGGCCCCCUUCUAUGA